Messenger RNA from Colletotrichum scovillei, 1080 nucleotides. RefSeq lists its product as uncharacterized. The record is from RefSeq and is a predicted model, not a curated record. The transcript has 2 exons. Bases 1 to 1080 code for a protein of 359 amino acids. NCBI's taxonomy places the organism in Eukaryota, Fungi, Ascomycota, Sordariomycetes, Glomerellales, Glomerellaceae.
AUGAGCUCCCGCAAUAUCCCCAAGCGCAAUGCUACCGGGGCAUUCGCGACCCCAAUCGAUCCGCCUCAGCUUCGCGCUCACCCUCGCGCCCAUCAGGAACAGGACGGCAACGAGAAUCUCAUUGACGAGACUGCCAAGAUGGCAAAGAAGCUCACUGAGAGCCCCUCCCAGACCCAAUGCGUCUUUGGCAAUGAAGACAUUGCCCCCGGCACCAGCAUUGCUGGCGUCUCUGGCCGCCUUGGCGAUCCCAAGCUUGCUUCGAUGCGGAAGAUGGUCCUUGACUCAGUUCCUGAGGGAAGUCAGGUCAAAAUCAUCUACAUCGUCACCAAGGAGGAUGGGAACAACGAUCUCCGAGCUGGAAUAGCCGACAAUGCCGCUGCUGCACGAGCUGGAUCUUCCGAGGUGGGCCGCUUUGUUCAGCGGAACAAUGCGGUUCAGGACCGCAUUCGCGCCCGGGUCCACCAGCACAGACUGGGUGAGAACCAUGACGAGGAGGAUGAAGAUGUGUCCCCGCGGCCUCGAAAGCGUCGCCGAGCCUCCUGCCGAGUCUCGCCUCUUCACAUGUCGCCUGGAGGCCUCAAGAUUAAGCAAGAGGACGAGGAUGAAGAAGAGGAACAGAUCAAGGAAGAGGCCGAUGAUGAGAUCCAGGAAGAAGUCGAUGAUGAGGUCAAGGAAGAGGUCGAUGACGAGGUCAAGGAAGAGGUCGACGACGAGUUCAAGGAAGAGAUCUAUAACGAGUUCAACGAAGAGGUCGAUGAUGAGGCUCUCUUCUAUCCAGCACCUAACGAAGUCACCAAUCGCAGCAUCUCCAGCUCGCACGACAUGCACAGAGCGACAUUCUCCCUGGAUAGUCCUCAUUUUGAUACUAGCUUUCUGUCCUCAGUUCGAACCGCCCAUCAGACCAACACCUCUGAUAGCAACAACAAUGGUGAUGAGGAGGACGACGAGGAACUAGUCCAAGUGAGAUACACUGGAGAUUACUUUGAAAACUUUUACAAUGCAUAUGCUGCCGCCUUCCCCUCUGAGGGUCUUCCUCCCUAUCGGAGAUGGGAUGAUCUCCCCCUUCCCCGACUGCGUUGA